This is a messenger RNA of Penicillium pulvis, 1848 nucleotides long. Its product is annotated as Zn(II)2Cys6 transcription factor. The transcript has a single exon. Gene Ontology annotation, molecular function: zinc ion binding; DNA-binding transcription factor activity, RNA polymerase II-specific; transcription cis-regulatory region binding. The record is from RefSeq and is a predicted model, not a curated record. NCBI's taxonomy places the organism in Eukaryota, Fungi, Ascomycota, Eurotiomycetes, Eurotiales, Aspergillaceae. Gene Ontology annotation, cellular component: nucleus. Gene Ontology annotation, biological process: positive regulation of transcription by RNA polymerase II. The coding region runs from base 1 to 1848 and encodes 615 amino acids.
AUGACCGAGGGAUCACCAACCGUGAGGACCCCAAAAUCCCGCACUAAAACUUUUACAGGAUGUUGGACCUGUCGGGCCCGCAAAGUCAAAUGCGACGACGAGAAGCCGCAUUGCCGUCGCUGUCGCCGUAGCGGCUGGCAGUGUCAGGGGUAUGGCAUGCGUCUAGGAUGGUCUCAAACUGCAGGCAGUCGAUCCCAUCGUCGUCAAGUAUGCCCAUCGACACUAGAAUCCACGGUAGACUUGUCUUCUGCCGCUGUGACAGCUCUUUUGGCGGAGCUGGAUGAAUGCUCCGGCGACGGGAGUGCCCAGCAACGGGGGCCUUUUUCGGUGUUCUCCGCCUCUAGCCCUGAACCCGACACCAAGCAGUUGGGUACACUCGAUUCAAGAAUUCCAUCUUCGCCGGUAACCGAGAGUAGGGGUGAGCCAGCAUUCGACCAAUUUCCUGCAGAUCCGCUUGAUUCAAAUACAUCAACGGCUAGCCCCGGAGAAGUGAAUCAACCUGUCUCCGUAUCGGGCAUCGAGGUCUCGCACAUUACUGUCAAGUCGCCCCAACCUGAAACAUCAGCUUUGCCGGUGCCGGUCGAGAAUGUCGACCGAGCUUUUUAUGACACAGCUCUUGUUCCUUCUGGAACUCGCAACACUAUUAUAGAUCUUGGCUGUGACACCAGCAGAUCCAAGGCCUCUUCCAUGUCAUGUACACUUCCUCCUAUCACGUCAAUUAAUCCCUCACAGCUUCCAAGACCGGAAACUGAACUGAUCCACCAUUGGGUCGUCUUUCUGAGCGGGAACAUGCUCCUCAUUGAUACCCCUGAUAAUCCCUGCCGGACACUGUUCAUGCCAUUGGCAUUGAAAGCGCUUGAAGGUUCCCCAACAGAAUCUAGUAUUCACCUUUCUAUCUACCACGCUAUCUGUGCCUCAUCGGCCUUUAGCUUGUUCCAUUUGCGACGCGACCCUCGAUAUCAGUCCCUUGCAAUGCAUCAUGACCAACUUGCGUUGCGGCAUCUGAGGGAAAACCUCCAACGAGCAAAACGCCUUGAUGAAUCGAUACUGGCUGCCAUCCUGACUUGCAUAACUGCCGAAGCAAUGUCUGGACGACGAAGCCGAUGGAGGGCACAUGUGGCUGGUGGCCUUGGCCUUCUUGAAAAUGAGAUACACGACGGCUGGAUACGAAGCCCAACGGCAUCUCGUUUGCUUCAGAGUUACUUGUCCCUUUCAUCGCUUUGCAGCUUGCCUAUGUCCACACAGUUGAUGUCGCUUCUUGAUGGGCCAUCCGAGCUGCGUCACUAUCUUGAGCGGUCGCAUGGUGUCACACCACUCUUGGUGCAAUUACUGGCGCGAAUUACGGCAAUCGUCGAUUCCAAUACGUUGAUCACUGCAGAUGAAUUGGAUCGCUUAGAGUUACAGCUCUACCUCAACUUCCCUUGCCCUUCAAGGCCAGAUCUCCCAGGAUCCAUUAUCAUUCAACAUGCCCUGAACUCAUUUUAUUAUGCCUCCAUCAUAUAUUUUCGACGAACACUACGGCAUGCGGGUUUGGUUGAAGUCCAGGACAUCGUUGAAAAGGCAGUACAAGAGUUGGAGGCAAUUGAAACUUUGACUCUGGACAGGAAAGGCGGUUGUGCCUACAACUGGGCCAGUUUUGUGGUGGCAGCAGAAUGCGAGAGACCGGAUUUAAAAGCCAGGAUGAUGGCUUCCUUUGAUCGCAAGAGUCGGCAUGGAAUUCAGAGUAUCAACAUCCUCAGUGAAAUUGUGAAGACUCUAUGGUAUCGGCGAGAGCAGGCUGGGCCAUAUAGAGAUAUUCAUUGGCAGGAGAUUGCCAAAGAGGCUGAUUUUGAUAUCAUGCUUGUAUAA